AUGUCUGCCUCCGACUCUUACAUAAUUCAAGAUGCGUCUCCCGAAUCUUCCUACGAUCAAGACGAGAUUGACUCCCUUCCCUCCUCGAUAGACAGCAGUGAUAUAGACUCGGAGGAGGAAUCAGAUGCACAAAGGGAGUGGGAGGCAAGUCUGCAGCAGCUAGAAUUGAUCUUGACGAUGAUGAUUGUGCCGUAUGCUGGGAAAUACUUUGGAAGGAGAUUCGCAUAUUGGAGCUGGGCGAAGUAUAUGGAAUGGAUGUACCCCGUCGAGGUCCGGUUUACCAACAAGGGCGCAUUCAGAGCGGCUGGGGCUGUAGAAGCUGCCGCGACUUUGUAA
Messenger RNA from Amorphotheca resinae ATCC 22711, 336 nucleotides. RefSeq lists its product as hypothetical. The record is from RefSeq and is a predicted model, not a curated record. Gene Ontology annotation, biological process: mitochondrial outer membrane translocase complex assembly; protein insertion into mitochondrial outer membrane. NCBI's taxonomy places the organism in Eukaryota, Fungi, Ascomycota, Leotiomycetes, Helotiales, Amorphothecaceae. Gene Ontology annotation, cellular component: mitochondrial outer membrane. The transcript has 2 exons. The coding region runs from base 1 to 336 and encodes 111 amino acids.